UUAUAAUUGGUUAUAAUGCUGAAUAGAGGGUUAUAACGUUGAGAGAGUUGUGUCCUCCUCUGGUUCCUGGAUCCAGCUACAGGAGUCCGUCUGCCAGUAAGAUGAGGUUGCUACAACACUGACCGACAACACGUCUCACACACUGGAUCACAGUAACCUGGAUGCAACACACUCCUGCAGACCAAGAUGUGUGUAUCUGUCCUGUCUCGGUGGCUAAUGCUGUGUCUGCAGCUAUUGGUGAUGGUGGUUUUCAGGACACAAGGUGAGGUCAUCGCCCCCUCCAGCAUGACCGCUGUGGCGGGCCUCCCCUUCACGCUGGGCUGUAACGUCACCAUAGCAACUGGCGACACGGUCAAGCAAGUCCGCUGGCUGAACAAACACAAGCAGGUUCUCCUGGCGUACGAGCCAGGCGAGUCAGUCAGAACCACCUCCCGCCAAGACGACGUGGAGCUAACUUCCUCGCACCGCAACGUCAGCGCCAUCACCAUCAAGAGGGUGGGGCCUAACGACGAGGGCUGCUACCGCUGCAUCUUUGACAUCUACCCCAGCGGAGCACAGGAGGGAAAGACCUGCCUCAGUAUCGAAGUCAAAGUGGGCAAUGAGGGUAAUAAAACAGCCAUCAGCGGGAAGCUGGCCACCAUGUCCUGCUGGUACGGCCUCCCAGACAGGGUACGCCAGGUCCUGUGGAGAAAGACUGCAGAGCAGGGCGACACGACCACGUUGGCCUCCUUUGCCAAGCGAGGCCAACCCAGCAUUGAGGAACCUUAUCGGGGACGCAUGACCCUGAACCCCUCCCUGGGAGACACCCAGCUCUCCAUCAGGCCGGUGAAGACGGAGGACGAGGGCUGCUACACCUGCGAGUUCCACACUUACCCAGAAGGCACCAGGAGCGCCACGGCCUGCCUCUUUGUAUAUGUGCUGCCCAACCCAGAGAUCACCCACGUGACCUCCAGCGGGGUCAUCGAGGCCAACUGCACGGCCGCAGCCCGUCCUGCAGCCCAGAUGGUAUGGAAUGUGGAGGGGGACAACCGGACGCUGGGGCCGUCCGUGUCCUCGUCCUACGACCAGGGGGACGGCACCACCCUGGUCACCAGCACCCUCCUCCUCCAGGAGGCCCUGCCCCACGACCAAUCCGUCAAAUGCAUGGUGCACCACCGAGGCCUGGACUCGCCCAUGUCCGUCAACCUCAAUGUUGGUUCGGCCCUCACUACUAUCAUCUCAGUAUCCUGUGUGGCAGCCCUGCUCCUGUGCUGUCUGUGUGUGUGCCUCUGCAAGUGCUUCCUGUGUCGAGACGAUUGAGAUUUGACCUGGAAUGGUGGAAGAAGGACUGUUUUGAUGAGAAGCCAGAGUUCUGGUCAUCCAGCUAGACCUAUCAGCUCCUCAGCUCCAUACGCCCCAUGUCUGUUAGAAGGAACAACUCACUACAGUACUACACAUCACCAACAGCUGUUUCUCCAGGCCCCACUGGGUGAACUGGACAUGAACCUUCAUCCCACCAGUGACAACAACAUCAACAACACUAAAGCCAUGUUUCUAUUAACAGUAGAUAUAAAGACACUUAUCAAAAUGUGGCUUUGAAGUUUAGUUUGUCUGGUCCCAGAUCAUUUUGUAAUGACUUGCCAACUCCUAUAGUCAUUGUUACGUCAAUGGCUCAACAGAUCUGGGAUCAGGCUAUAACCGGUCCACUCGAUGAAGAAAAAAGUAUAGGACAAAGGCCCUUAAUAGAAAGUGCUUUAAAAGUAGGUUUUAAAUUAUACGUUCGCAAAAACUGUCUAAUUACACACUGUGAUGUUUAACAGUUACAGUGUGUUUAAGGACCAGGCUGCUUUUUUGUGUAGGAGUUCCUGUUAUUUGUUUGUGUGAUUUUGCUGCUGUUAUAAGGGGGGUGUUACACAUAUCUUUAUUUUAUGACUCAAAAACACAAGUUGACUUCAUGGGAGUUCCAGUAUUAAAAUGCAAUUUGCCAUGUAUUAGUUAGCUAUAUGACAUUUAGAAUACAAACAAUAUCAUAUAUAUUUCUCAUGCUCAAUAUUUAACUUACAUAUUUACAACAGGGAAUGAAAAAUGUCUGUCUCGCGUGCCUUUCCUAUUGAAGUGUAUUCCUACCAUCUGACCAUUUGAACUGAAGGUGUAAUUACAGCAGGAAAAUGGCCUCCAACUUUUCAGCCUGUAAACCUCACAACAGAUGUAUGUAUACAAAUGAACUACUACUGUUUAUUAGCAAUAAACUCUUCAGCAUCUUCCUAUAGUUUAACAUCACACCAAAUCAGCCUACCCAAAAUAGUCUAGACAACGAUGGAAGUUGACGUGAUUGUGUCAAUGAAAUAUGCUUAUGACAUUGGAUGUCAGGUUGGGUAUAUCAGGGUAGCUUUUUAGGCCCCUGUCCCUUACGUCACUGUGAAUAUUCCUGUUGCAAUGUCAAACAGCACUAAUAGUGAGCUUAGCUGUGUGUUUCUAAGUGCUGCCUGAGGAUUACUGGUGAACAGAUCUACAGCGGCUUCAGAAACUAUUCACCCGUUGUCUUUCUCCACAUGUUGUGUUACAGUCGGAAUUUAAAAUGGAUUCAAUUGAGAUUGUGUCACUGGCCUAUUACAAAGUAAUUCAAAAUGAAACUCUGAAAUGUCUUUAGUCAAUUUAGUAUUCAACCCCUUUGUUAUGGCAAGUCAAAAUAAGUUCAGGAGUAAAAAUGUGCUUAACAAGUCGCGUAAUAAGUUGCAUGUAUUUUUGAAUGACUACCUCAUCUCUUUUCCUCACACAUACAAUUAUCUCCACUAAUCCAGCACCAUUUCAACAUCUAAUCACCUACGUUUACUGUGAUCCUGUGACUACCGUUUCUCAGUAAAGUAUUAUGUUUAUCCUUAACCACGGAUUCCUGGUCUCUUCUCUGCACCUGGGUCCAACCUCACCACGUCACAAAGACUUGAAAAUGGCUGUCUAGCAAUGAUCAACCACCAACUUGACAAAGCUUGAAUAAAGCUCAGGCGGGUAGCAGGGAACCAGGAACUGAGGCUGAGGCAAGGGGAGUAGGGGCAGGGUAAGCAGGACUGACGAGGGACUGGAGACAGGGACCAGAGUGAGAGCGGACGGAACUGUAGCGGAAAGCAGAGUCAGGCUAGGGAAAACCAGGCACAAGAGGAUAACACGAUCUAUGCAGGAACAAACAGCUUAAACCGCAGACUGACUGAGCAGAGGCUACGAACUAGCAGCGUGGAAGUGACAGGGCUGAUUAUUUGUAAAGGCCUUGAUUAUGGAACAUGUUGCAGCUGGUGGGGAUCUGCUCCGUCUCCAACACACCUGUCUCCACUCACACAAUCACACACACACACACACACAUGCAGAGGGAGAGAGCACUGGGGAAGUGGCAGCAGGUUAGGGAGACAGGAUGAGAAGUAGACGGCAGGAGCAGAUGUAGCAGAGAGAAAUAAUCUAUUUAAUACCUUUUUGAAUUCAGGCUGUAACACAACAAAAUGUGGAUUAAGUCAAGGGGUGUGAAUCCUUCCUGAAGGCGCUCUAUGUACAGUAUGUAAUGCACUAUUACAGGACCUACAUGGACAAUUAAACCACCCAGAGAUGCUCUUCA
Oncorhynchus keta (chum salmon) is the source of this 3580-nucleotide messenger RNA. RefSeq names its product OX-2 membrane glycoprotein-like. Gene Ontology annotation, molecular function: cell-cell adhesion mediator activity. Lineage: Eukaryota; Metazoa; Chordata; Actinopteri; Salmoniformes; Salmonidae. Bases 187 to 1299 code for a protein of 370 amino acids. The transcript is spliced from 7 exons. The record is from RefSeq and is a predicted model, not a curated record.